GUAAUUCUGAAUAACAAGUUUAAGUGUAAAUAGUAAUAAAUAAAUACGAGUGUUGAUUUGAAUCCGUGUUUAAUAUUUAUUAUUGGUAAAUUGUUGUGUUUGUGUUUUCUCAUUUUUGUUGCCGUUGUUUCGACUUUGAUUUGUUCGAGCCAAGUUAAUUCUUAAAGGAUCAUCGUCAUCAUGGGCGAUAUGUGGCGCAGCAAACUCCCUUCAGGCUCUGGUCAGGCAUCAGGAGGUGCCAUUAGACGGGUGGUGAGAAGCCAUGAGGUUUCUAGUUCCUCGGAGUCGACGUGUCCUUGCCUCCAGCUGGUGUUCGUUCUGUGGGUCGCGGAAUUUCUUUCGCCUGGCAGGAUGAGGAGCAAGCUUGUGCAGCUCGCCCCGGCACAGGUGUGGAUCGUGGAGCUUGCUCAGCGGAAAGUCGUGAGUUUUUGGAGAGCCAGUACGCUGUUGAGGAAUUGGACUCAAUUGUGAUGGACCAAGAGGAUGAUCCGGUUUUGGUCAACGAGGGAACUAAAAAACAUAAGGCUUGUGGUCGUGAGGAACCAGAGGUUCAGGUCCGACCACGGGAGCCAAAUGUAAUGGUGGUUCCUCGUCCAGCGGACCGAUUCAGGGAGGAGGCUAGGCUCGCACGGCCUAUGUUGACUGUGGGACGGAUUUUCUGUCGGUUGGACCGCAUUCCGACGGACCCGGAUUUGGAUCCUCCUAUGGGGGCAUGCUUCAAUUGCUGGAGUAUGUCCCACAAAUUGGCUUACUGUCCGGAGCCAAUUGACAUUUUCUGCCGGAAUUGUGGCCGAUUUGGGGUCAUGAUGGAGGAUUGCCCACGCUGUGCACGAGCUUACCGUUUGUGGAUGAAGCGUUCGGGUUCAUCAGUGUCAUUGGAGAGAUCUGACCAGUCGGAGUCAAGUAGAAGAGGUCAAGGGACUAAGGGCGGCAAUAAGGGAGCCGUCUAUCACAAAAAAGUGGCAUCAGUGGUCGUUCGGGCUGAGGUUGAUGAACCGGGGCAACUUGCUCCAGUUCAGAUGGCUGAAAGGUUGCCAUUGGUUGGCUCAGCGGUUGAACCGUCGGCUGAUGAGGUGGUUCCAGAUCCAGUGCCUUCGGCCACUGGGUUGAUGGACGAUUUGAGGUUGCUGGAGGCAUCUUUGGUUGGCCUCCCGCAGGAAUUGGCGAUUGCGGCUCGCACUGCUUUUUGGCAGGAUCGCCAACGAAGAGGUUUCCCAUAGAAUGGGGGCCCCAGUAUUUUGAAAAAAAAGAGUUUAUUUUGGUUUUUUUUUAUUAUUUUUGGUUUUUCAUUAUUCUUUAAUUUAAUUUGAUUUUUCUGGUUAAGUGUUAACUAGUUUUUGAAUAAAUAUAUUUAGUUUCAUUCUUUGAAUUGGUAGUUUUUCUUUUGUUUAUUUUGGGUUUAAUCGGCAACAAUUUUUGGAUUAUUGUUGGCCUAGGAGAGGGGAUUGUAACGAAGCAUUUCGUUAUGAUUUUCCUUUUUGGUUAUUUACGUUUAAUAUUCAUUUUGAAUAUUCGCGGGUCUUUUGUGAUUGGGCCGGAGGUUUUGGGUUUCGUCGUGUGCGGUGGUUCCAGCGUCCAAUGGGUGAAGCGGUUUAGGAGUUCGUCUGUUGGAUCUUCGAGGAAGCGUCGCGAGAGGAAGCCGGCCGGCAUCAUUACCAUAAUUAAUUGCUUUCGAGUCAGUUCGUUAUAAGUUUGUAAAGUAUAGUCAAUUAAUUAUCUUUGCCGUAAUUCUGAAUAACAAGUUUAAGUGUAAAUAGUAAUAAAUAAAUACGAGUGUUGAUUUGAA
Leptopilina heterotoma is the source of this 1786-nucleotide messenger RNA. RefSeq lists its product as uncharacterized. The record is from RefSeq and is a predicted model, not a curated record. The transcript has 2 exons. Lineage: Eukaryota; Metazoa; Arthropoda; Insecta; Hymenoptera; Figitidae. Gene Ontology annotation, molecular function: nucleic acid binding; zinc ion binding. Bases 471 to 1220 code for a protein of 249 amino acids.